Molecule: messenger RNA, 430 nt
Organism: Limulus polyphemus (Atlantic horseshoe crab)
Lineage: Eukaryota; Metazoa; Arthropoda; Merostomata; Xiphosura; Limulidae
Exons: 3
Source: RefSeq, a predicted model, not a curated record
UGGUUAUAAUCUUGCCAUAAAAUGUUUACAGAUAAAUUUCUUUUUAUUCUGCCAUCUAGCGGUGCUCUUUGGAAACUGUGAGGUAACUGAGCAGUGCAAGACUCCCCAUACGUCCUGUUCUACGAGUGGCAAGUGUUUAUGUAAUUUCGGCUACACUUUUCUUUAUGGAGAAGGAUGUGUUCAAAAUCCUAACAAAUCCACGAAAGAAAAGAACGUUUACAUGGCUGUUCUGGUAGUCAUGACGAUCAUUAUGUUUAUAGUCGUGGGGAUCAUCAUCAUAUUCCUGGCAAGACGGGUUAUCUGUUAUGGUGGUGGUGGACAAAACAACGAAAGACCCAACGAUACCUUAACUAUUAACAAUCAACCAGGAUCUGUCCUGUCAGUUGAUAAACCCCCCACUUAUGAAGAAGUUAUGGACCGAGAAGAAGAG